UUCUCAAGUUCUGCGGUCAAGGUUUACAGCAACAGCCAUCUACUGGUUAUAAUUUAUUCAUCUAUUGACCACGCCCUCCAACUGUAGAUAUUCAAGGAGGACUACCUCCAUAUCAUUGCCAUGCCUGAUAGCCAGUCUUACGUGGAUCGCUCUGCAGUUCUCUGCUUAGCAUGCUCCUCUUCUCUCCCACCGCGCUCCAAACAUGUCGUGGGCAACACUGACAACGAUAUAUUCAUAACAUCGUGCUGCAAUCGCCCUAUCUGUCCAUCUUGUCUCUCCGCCAACCCGCGUCUGCGGAGGUACAACCCUUGUUUGUCUUGUCUGGGUGGUGUGGAUGUGGUUGGUACAGCCAGUGGUCUAGUUUCAGCGACAAAGACACCCAAUAUUGACGGUGCAGUUCGGGACGAGGAUAACUUUGUGAUUGGUGACGACGAUGACGAUAUAGAUGAUGGAUUAGAAAAUACAAUACCGUCUGGAUCACUUCUGAGAUCCUCUCCUCCACCCCCCUAUACAGCGCAGAAUGAGUCAUCGUUUACUCACACCUCCUCUUCAACCUCCGCCAACCAUCGAGAGGGGGAGACAAUGGAAGAUAGAUCAAAUCCUGUCAUUGAAGCAGCACCUUCGCGCUAUUUAAUCCAGCGGGGAGAUACUUUACAAGGCAUCGCGCUCCGUUUAGGUGUGAAUGGUCGUGACCUUUGCCGCCUGAACAACCUGCCCCCGAGUACUCUCAGCACCACACCACACCUCCUCCACACCCGCGUAUCCCUCGUUCUUCCACCUUCCGUUCGCUCACUUAAACCACUUCCUCCCGUAAAUGUGGAAGAGAGAGACAAGCGCGUCCGUGAGCAGGCUGGAAGACGAUUACAGAUGUUGACGAAAGAAACAGACUGGCGGAUAGCUAAAGCAUAUGUUGCCCUCGCGGACGACCCGGGAGAGGAAUCGUCACAUGCAAUGAAGGCGAAGGAGAUAGGCGGUAGUUCUACUGGUGCUUGCUCUUUGGAAGCGCGAGCUGUAGACAAAUAUUUGGAAGACGUAGAGUGGGAGGAACAAGAGGGGAGGGCCGGAAGGAAGAUAUCAGCUGCACAUUUACCCGUGGCAAGCAAACAGAUUCGUAAUCCUGUUAAUAAGGGCACUCGUGGUUGGGUUUGACGGCUGUCUUGAGACUGAAAGAUUGACUACGGACUUGUGAUAUUGUAUAUCAUUCACACUCGGACUUGUAUUCCAGCGAUAGAUAUUAACUUGUAUCGGUACAGUAUAUUUUCAGUUUGGUUGUUGACGAAGUCGUGCUUUAGGAUGUUGAAAGUGCAAAUGCAAGCACUACACUAUUCCAUAGACUGGUCGAUUGUAUGCUUGUGUAGAAGUUUACAAUGUAUCGUACAUGUACCUUCAAAAAGACAUACUUGAAUUAUUUUUACAA
This is a messenger RNA of Serpula lacrymans var. lacrymans S7.9, 1417 nucleotides long. RefSeq lists its product as uncharacterized. The record is from RefSeq and is a predicted model, not a curated record. Bases 121 to 1149 code for a protein of 342 amino acids. The transcript is spliced from 2 exons. NCBI's taxonomy places the organism in Eukaryota, Fungi, Basidiomycota, Agaricomycetes, Boletales, Serpulaceae.